AUGCAAUUAGGAUAUAAUGAAAUAAUGAUUGUCUCGAAGUAUUUUGAAGAUAUUAAUGAUUUUAUUAAUUUAGAAAUUGGAAUUAAAAGAUUUCAAGGAAAUAUGGAACGAUUUCAUUUUAAUCCAAUUCCAUUGAAUCAACAUUCAAGAAAAUUGUUUCCUAAUAUUGAAACAUUUCAUAUUUAUAAUAAAGAAGAUGAAAUAUUUAAAGAAGGAAGAAUAAUUAAAUAUGUAAUAUGGUAUGAUGUGAGUUAUUCAAGAUAUUUAAAAGAGAAAAAAGAAAUGAAUGAAUAUAAAAAUAUCGCAUAUACACAAGAAGAUAGAAAUACAUAUGGAAAUACAAUACCAAUAGAAGUUAAAUCACUUGGAUUUAGAUGUUUUUAUAGAUGUUAUGAUAUUCAAUCAAUUAAUAUACCAACAAAUGUUAGUAAAAUAGGAAAUUAUUGUUUUAAAUAUUGUUCAUCAUUACAAACAAUUGAAAUACCAACAAGUAUUAGUAAAAUAGGAGGUAGUUGUUUUAGUGAAUGUUAUUCAUUGACAUCACUUAAUAUUCCAACAAGUGUAAUUGAAAUAGGAGAUGAUUGUUUUAUUCGAUGUUCAUCAUUAACAUCAAUUAAUAUAGAAGAUAUAAAAUAUAUAAGUGAAGAAAGAAUAUUUAUGAAUGAAGCAGUGUUAAUUAGUAUUGAAAUACCAAAGAAU
Entamoeba histolytica HM-1:IMSS is the source of this 699-nucleotide messenger RNA. RefSeq lists its product as uncharacterized. The annotation marks the transcript as partial. The record is from RefSeq and is a predicted model, not a curated record. Lineage: Eukaryota; Evosea; Mastigamoebida; Endamoebidae. The transcript has a single exon.